UUCAUCUAGUUUCUAACAUAAAUCUCAGCUUCUUGAUUGGUUAAGCUUAACCAACAGUACGGACAGGAGAAUAACAAUAACUUUGACCACAUGAAACAGGAAAGUCAUCUCUUUUUUCCAGAAACGACUUCCAACAGGCAAUUUCUUUGAACUGUAAACCCUUUUUUCCUGGAAAAAGCCAUCAGGAUAGAAAAAUAAAGCCAAGUUGUAUAAAAGUAAAGAACAAAACAAGUGGGAAUCUUCACGGAACUCUCAAGCUUUUCUACUUCAAAAGCUGUUAUUAACAUUACACCAUAAAAAUCUUUCUUUCAAUUCGGGUUGUGAGUUGGGUUCGGGUUAUAUCCAGGAAACAUGUCAAUGGGGUCAGGGGAUCAAAGCAUCAAAGGUAUACCAACUCAUGGUGGACGCUAUGUUCAGUACAACGUUUAUGGUAACCUCUUCGAAGUUCCCUCAAAAUAUGUUGCUCCUCUUCGCCCCAUCGGCCGUGGUGCUUAUGGUAUUGUCUGUGCUGCUGUGAAUUCAGAGACACAGGAGGAGGUUGCUAUCAAGAAAAUCGGUAAUGCAUUUGACAACCGGAUCGAUGCCAAAAGGACAUUGCGAGAGAUCAAGCUUCUUCGUCACAUGGAUCACGAAAAUGUGGUUGCCAUCAAGGACAUCAUACGGCCUCCACAGUGGGAGAACUUUAAUGAUGUUUACCUCGUUUAUGAACUGAUGGACACUGAUCUUCAUCAAAUUAUAAGAUCCAAUCAAUCAUUGACAGAUGAUCAUUGUCGGUACUUUCUAUAUCAGAUUCUUCGAGGGCUCAAAUAUGUACAUUCAGCAAAUGUUUUGCAUCGCGAUUUAAAGCCUAGCAAUUUAUUUCUAAACGCGAAUUGUGACCUUAAAAUUGGAGACUUUGGGCUUGCAAGGACAACAUCUGAAACUGAUUUCAUGACAGAAUAUGUUGUUACUCGUUGGUACCGGGCACCGGAAUUGCUUCUGAAUUGUUCUGAAUACACCGCUGCAAUUGAUAUUUGGUCGGUGGGCUGCAUACUUGGCGAAAUCAUGAGUAGACAACCCCUCUUCCCUGGCAAAGACUACGUGCAUCAGUUGAGGCUUAUCACAGAGCUUAUAGGUUCUCCUGAUGAUUCCAGCCUUGGGUUCCUUCGAAGUGACAAUGCACGAAGAUAUGUUAGACAGCUUCCACAAAACCCAAGGCAAAAUUUCUCUUCUAGAUUUCCUAACAUGUCACCUGGUGCUAUUGAUCUGCUAGAAAAGAUGCUCAUCUUUGAUCCCCAUAGGCGCAUUACAGUGGAUGGGGCUCUAUGCCACCCUUACUUGGCACCACUUCAUGACAUCAAUGAGGAGCCAGUUUGCCCAAGGCCUUUCAGUUUUGAUUUCGAGCAACCAUCUUUUACUGAAGAAAACAUCAAGGAGCUAAUUUAUAGGGAAUCGGUAAAAUUCAAUCCAGACCCAAUGUAUUAAGGCUUAUAUGUAUUGUAUUUGUAUAUGACUCUGCAAGUGUGUGCCUAGCGGCAUUACCGUUUGUGACCCAUCAUUCCCCUUUGUGAUUAGGAACAAUAAGAAUAGAAUACUCUUAAACUGAAUGACAGUUUAUUCACCUUCUUUUGCAA
Messenger RNA from Gossypium raimondii (Peruvian cotton), 1613 nucleotides. RefSeq names its product mitogen-activated protein kinase homolog MMK2. The transcript has 7 exons. Gene Ontology annotation, cellular component: nucleus; cytoplasm. Gene Ontology annotation, biological process: intracellular signal transduction; protein phosphorylation. Lineage: Eukaryota; Viridiplantae; Streptophyta; Magnoliopsida; Malvales; Malvaceae. The coding region runs from base 352 to 1464 and encodes 370 amino acids. The record is from RefSeq and is a predicted model, not a curated record. Gene Ontology annotation, molecular function: ATP binding; MAP kinase activity.